Molecule: messenger RNA, 6305 nt
Organism: Anguilla rostrata (American eel)
Lineage: Eukaryota; Metazoa; Chordata; Actinopteri; Anguilliformes; Anguillidae
Gene: slc12a9
Product: solute carrier family 12 member 9
Exons: 14
Coding region: 862-3636 (924 amino acids)
Biological process (GO): chloride transmembrane transport; cell volume homeostasis; chloride ion homeostasis
Cellular component (GO): membrane
Molecular function (GO): potassium:chloride symporter activity
Source: RefSeq, a predicted model, not a curated record
AACUUUUGUGUAUCAGUAAAAUGUAGUUUUCCGGUCUUUGACCUAUGCACAAAUGACGUCAAUUUUGACAGUGUUCCGCCACUUCGAUUUUCAUGGACUUUUGGUAUGUUAAAUGGGAAGGUUUCAUGAGCUGAAUACAACAAAAAUCAUUGCUGUUGCAAUUGUCCUGAGUUGGGUGAAAUUUUUUCACAGAUUGCCUAGUCUAUUAUUGUUAUAAUGAAGAUAGCAGUUCGACAAUGCAAAUAGAAACAAGUGGAUUUAGCGCUGGAAAAAAACCAGACCAGAAUAGGAACGCCCCGAUUGACACACCCUUUCGUGUCUACGCAGUCUCAGCUGACCAAUCGUAACUUGUUAUUAAAACCCCUGGCUUAGCACACUCAUUCAAAGUCACAUGAGCGAAAAAGAAUGCCAAGACCGCGGUCGCCAGCUACCCAGCAUCUUCUCUGUUCGUGAGAUCUUAGGGGGAAGUUCACGUGGCUUGCGGUCUGUCUUCUUUUAGCUUGCAUACAGUAGCGGGAAACGGUCCACAGUCUGGCCUGGUGUAUUUCCGUUAGCCUACGAACUAUUUUGAAUGAAAAAGAAGUUUGAUGUGACGAUUAUGCAGCUAGGUGGCGAUGGCUCUGCAUAUUUAUGACAAGAAUGAUAGCGAACAUUAGUUAUCGGUCUUACAACUUGUGCAGAAUAGACAUGCUGCGAUGACAGUCGCUACCAGAAUUUCAGCUUGCCAUGCGUGGCAGUUUGUUGGUUUUCUGAACUAAGAUAUCAACUAGUCCAAAGAAGUUCGUCUGAAACACCUGGACGAAGCAUUUAAUUGACUGCAAAUCGAUCAACCUUUACCGAAAACUCCACGCAGGGACAGUGAUGGCGAACGAGCGCACCGCCCUGAUUGGCCAUGGAGUAUACAGUGUACAGAAUGAAUCAGAGAUGUCCGGCUCAGGGCAGCAGGGAAAUGGCUCUGUCCACACAAGUGGUCACAGCGCCACCCCCCGCAGCCUCAACACCUUCUUCGGUGUGAUAGUACCAACCGUGCUGUCCAUGUUCAGCAUCGUACUGUUCCUCAGAACCGGGUUUGUUGUUGGGCAUGCUGGGCUACUCCAGGGACUCCUCAUGCUGGCUGUGGCCUAUUUCAUCAUCUCUCUGACAAUACUGUCCAUUUGUGCCAUCUCCACCAAUGGGGCAGUGGAGGGGGGUGGGGCUUAUUAUAUGAUCAGUCGAUCCCUGGGACCAGAGUUUGGUGGUAGCAUUGGACUAAUGUUCUACCUGGCCAAGGUUUGCGCAUGUGGAGUCUAUGUUCUGGGACUGGUGGAAGCCAUACUGAACAUUUUUGGGCGGGACCCAGGCUCCUCGGUGUCGGAGGGGAUCCGGGUCCUGCCGCAGGGCUACUGGUACACAGUGCUAUAUGCGGCCGUGGUGCUGCAGCUCUGCCUGCUGGUCUGCCUGGUGGGCGCUCACAUGUACUCGCGCGCCUCCUUCCUCAUCCUGUUGGUGGUGACCGUGGCGCUGGUGUCCGUCCUGGUCAGCCCCCUGGCCGUGCGGCCUCGCGACUUCACCAUCAGCCACCAGUGUGGCGCCAACGGGACCUGCGUUUACAACACCACUUACACGGGCUUCAACUCCACCACUCUGAGAAGGAACCUUGGACCGGGAUAUUCUCUUGAUUACAGCACUAACACUGUCAUGUCCUUUGCCACUGUGUUUGCGGUCAUGUUUACCAGCUGCACAGGAAUCAUGGCUGGGGCAAACAUGUCAGGGGAACUGAAGAAUCCCAGUGUAGCAAUUCCAAAGGGCACUAUCAUUGCAGUUUUUUACACCUUCUGUGUGUAUGUGAUCCUCUUUAUCCUGGUCAGCUCCACAUGUGACAGGGUUCUGCUGAUCCAGGACUAUGGCUUCUUCCAGCGUAUCAACGUUUGGCCGCCCUUUGUCAUCAUCGGGGUGUACUGUGCCUCCCUGUCGGCUGCCAUGUGCUCCUUGAUUGGGGCCUCCCGAAUUCUGCACGCCCUUGCGCUGGACCAGCUCUUUGGAAUGCCGUUGGCACCAGCGGCCAUUACCUCCAAGUCGGGGAACCCAUGGGUGGCAGUUCUGUACACCUGGGCUCUAGUUCAGUGUGUGGUUUUUGCUGGGCAGCUGAACAUCAUUGCUGGCCUGGUCACAGUCUUCUACUUGCUGGCCUAUGCUGCUGUUGACCUGGCCUGCCUCGCACUUGAAUGGGCAUCGGCUCCCAACUUCAGGCCAACAUUCCAGUUCUUCUCCUGGCACACCUGUCUUUUGGGCAUCAUAAGCUGUUUGGUGAUGAUGUUUGUCAUCAACCCUUUCUACUCUUCUGCCAGCAUUGUGGUGCUACUGCUCCUGCUCCUCAUCCUCCACUACAGAUCCCCCACCAGCAGCUGGGGUUACAUCAGCCAAGCACUCAUCUUCCACCAGGUACGGAAAUACCUGCUGAUGCUGGACGUGCGGAAAGAGCAUGUGAAGUUCUGGCGGCCGCAGGUGUUGCUGAUGGUGGCUAACCCCCGCUCCUCCUGCCAGCUCAUCACCUUCAUCAACCAGCUGAAGAAGGGGGGGCUUUAUGUGCUGGGACAUGUGCAGCUGGGAGAUCUGGAUGUCUUACCGACGGAUCCCAUCCAGGCCCACUAUACCUUCUGGCUGAGUCUGGUGGAUAAGCUGGGGGUGAAGGCCUUUGUGGACCUGACUCUGUCUCCCUCUGUCAGACAGGGAACCCAACACCUGCUGCGAAUCACAGGACUGGGAGGCAUGAAGCCCAAUACCCUGGUUUUGGGUUUCUAUGACAACUCUGUCCCGGAGGAUUACUUCCUGCAGGACCCCGUGUUCUGUCCAGGAUCUAGGGCACAGUUGAGCGGCAGGGGGGGCAACGAUUUUGGGGUGGACCUGGCCUCCCUGCAAGCCCACUUCCCCCCGGUCCGGGGCACAGAGUGCCCGCGCUGCCUUUCCGCAGAGGAGUACGUGGGCAUCAUCUCUGAUGCCAUUAAAAUGGGCAAGAACGUCUGCCUGGGGCGCUACUUCUUCCAGCUGGAGGGGGAGUGGGCGGCGCCCAAAAGCGACGGGGCGGAGUGGACCGUUGACGUGUGGCCACUCAACCUGCUCCAGCCCGAGAGCGGCGGGUACGUGGACGUCUGCAGCCUCUUCCUGCUUCAGAUGGCCUGUGUUCUCAACAUGUCCCCCAGGUGGCGACGUGCGAGGCUCCGGAUCUUCCUGUGCGUGGAGGCUGCCUUGGGGGACCAAGGCUGGAUGGUGAAGGAGGAGACCCUGCGUGACCUACUGGGGAAACUGCGAAUCCGGGCUUCCAUAAAGAUAGUGCCGUGGGAUGCCGUGGUGAAGCUGCACAGAGGGGGGCAGGAGCCAUCAACCACCACGCCGGGGGUCGGAGAUUCGGGAGAGAUGCAACCGGACGACCGAGCAAGCCCGCCCUCCUCUGCCCUGGAGAGCUUCUUGUCGGGAGUGAAUGGACUGCUUAUGGAGCACAGUGCCCAAGCUGCUGUCCGUUUCCUGUAUUUGCCCUGCCCCCCUGCCGACUCCAGCCAAUCCCAGCAGUACCUGGCUCAACUGGAGGCCGUAACUCGUGACCUGGGUCCCACCCUCCUAAUCCAUGGUCUCACAAAAGUCACUUGUACUGAGCUGUGAAAAUGCUUGGCUGUGUGCACGUGUGAGUUGGAGAGAGGGAGAAAUGGAACCAAGCGGUUUAGCUUGUACUGUGUCGGUACAUUCCCCAUUAGCUGUAUACUGUACUAUUAUUGUUACACUCAGGGUUUUUCAGUUUUUUUACUAGCAAAGUAAGCUUUUAUGAUGCCACUUAUGAUAGCGUAGUUGCUAGGUUGCAAGUCAGGGUUCAUGCAGUGAACUUUUGAAUAUUAAAUGAACGUUAAAGAAUAUUUCCCUUGUGGCAUAACUACAUAUGCAAGAGGGUAAAAUAUUACUGUUUCCAGGGUCAAUGGUGAAUUAUCAAAUAAUAGAAAUGGUAAAGAAACAAAUGGUUCAGCAAAACAACAAAGCUAGUAUACACGCUAGUAAUAAGUAUCAUCAUCUAUGGAAGGCUAGCUAUUAACAUGAUUUUAUAACAAGCUGUUGUUUAAAUUAUAAAAAAAGGAGUGAAAAAGAACCUGAUGGUUAUUUGUUGCCUAACCAACUACCAGGAAUGUGCUUCCAGGAGUGCUAUGCCAAUUUCUCUGAAGUUUCAAAGACGGUGAUGUCGGUGAUGAGUUUCUCUGCGCUUUAGUUUUUUGCUUAAUCUAAUUACCGUACAACACUGAUAAUGGUAACAAAACAAAAACAUAGACUACACUGAAAUAUCCUUUAUUUCAGAGAAAUAUAAAUUAAUUGUAAGACAUUUCUCUAUUAUUUUCAUGUAUAGUUAAAAGAAGUGUCACCCUGUAAAGCUGUGACAGUUGAUGACAUAACCUCUGAGUCAUAGAUAUAUACCCACAUACAAACAAAAUAUAAGGGCUAUGUUUCACAAGUGUAACUGAAAUUUACUUGCAGGAUGCUGAUGUUACAGGAAAAAUUCCAGAUAAAGUUACUUAUGUAAAUGUUUUUUCAGCUGUAUGUGAUGAUAUUGAAGCUAUUUUUAUGGGAAAUGUGUAGAAUGUGCUUAUGAUCACAGUGUAACCUCAGGUGCAAUGUAGUUACUGGUUGUCAUUGUGUAUCUCUGCAUAUGUUUCACUGUAUACCUUUGAGAUGACGUAACUCAUCUUCCUUAUUUAGAGGACCAGCACUUUUUACCACAGUGCCAUAACCAUGGGUCUCCUGAUCCCGUAGUUAUUUUAAAGGCUUUAAAUUCAAAGUGACUGCCUGUUUCGGGUGAUUUAGUGAUUGGGUAAAACAGGAAAUUGUGGUCCACCUGUGAGAAAGGUUAAGUUAGGUCUGGACACAGUCAAUGCCAGGAUUUGUUUUUGCACAUUGCUGUUCUGCUGAAGAUAGUCAGGCAAAAAUAAAAUGCACUGCUUCACCAGAAACGGUAAACACCUCACUGAACUUGUCAUGGCUGGACUGUAACCAUUCUGCUAUAUCUGUGAGGGAUUUUGUGUUGGAAUUUCAUUACUCUAGAUCAGUGGUUCUUAACCUUGUUGGAGGCACCGAACCCCACCAGUUUCAUAUGCUCAUUCACCGAACCCUUCUUUAGUAAAAAAUAGUGUAAUAAUGCAGACUAGACUGAGGGGUGGACCUCUGCGGCGGAGGCUCCACCGAACCCCUGAGACCGACUCACCGAACCCCUAGGGUUCGACCGAACCCAGGUUAAGAACCACUGCUCUAGAUCAUGACCAAACUGCACAAACUAUCAUAUGCGCAAGUUGUCAUAUGUUAUAAAUUAUAAGUUAUACCCUACCAUGCUUUGUAUUUCCCACGAGGAAGCAUAAGCACAGUUAAACCAAUUUUUUUUUUCAAAUGAUAAUGUUGACCAAAUGGCAAUGUAUGCAGUUAUUGUCAGAAAAAAUGCAGUGUUUUAUUCAUCAUGUUUUUCAAAAUAAGUGUUUUAUUUUGUUUUUAUUUACUUGCUCUUUUCUAGUUUGCAUGUGAGUUAUGAGUAAGACCUAGAUAAGUAAACUUGCUUUUUCAUUCAUAAUAGUUUCCCUUCUUUAUUAAAAUGUCCCUUAAGAAUUCAGCAACACAAACAAAUAACAUUUUAGUUAUUUUAGAUACACUAUAUGACCAAAAGUAUAUGAACACCCCUUGAUCUGGGGCUGUUUUUCAUUGUUUGGGCUUGGCCCCUUAGUUCCAGUGAAGGCAAUUCUUAAUGGUACAGCGUACAACCACAUUCUAGGGAUUUCUGUGGCUCCCCAGCAGAUUGGAGAAGGCCCUUUUCUGUUUCAGCAUGGCAAUGGGGCACACAGCGAGGUCCAUAUAGAAAUGGUUUUGUUGAAAAAGCUGUGGAAGAACUGCACAGAGCCCUGACCUCAACCCCAUCCAACACCUUUGGGAUCAAUUGGAAAGCCAACUGCGAGCCAGGCCUAAUCGCCCAAUCAGUGAUCCCAAAUCCCUGCAGCAAUGCUCCAACAUCUAGUAUAAAGCCUACCCAGAAGAGUGUAGGUUGUUAGCAAAGAGUGGACCAACUCUAUAUUAAUGCCCAAAAUAUUUAAUAAAAUAUUGGAUGUCAGGUGUCCACAUACUUUUGGCCAUGUAGUGUAGUACGGUUACUAGGAUCACUUUUGGCCAUGUAGUGUAGUACGGUUACUAGGAUCACUUUUUCUGUCAAAUGAAAAUAAUUCAGAACCCAUUUUUUGUAAAGGAAAAAUAUAUGGACAUACCCGUCAGUUUUGUUUUUACAUGUAAAUAAAUCCAGCAGAAAACUGCUUUUA